Molecule: messenger RNA, 969 nt
Organism: Chelonia mydas (Green sea turtle)
Lineage: Eukaryota; Metazoa; Chordata; Testudines; Cheloniidae
Product: secreted frizzled-related protein 5
Exons: 4
Coding region: 73-969 (298 amino acids)
Biological process (GO): non-canonical Wnt signaling pathway; negative regulation of canonical Wnt signaling pathway; canonical Wnt signaling pathway
Molecular function (GO): Wnt-protein binding
Source: RefSeq, a predicted model, not a curated record
UCACAGUGCACUGCAAAAGGCAGAGCCUCACCUGCUCUCUGAACAUUUUACAGCUACUGGUCCUAAGAAAGAAUGGAUGCAGCAAACUGCAGAUUUCCUACACUGAGCAUGCAGUGGCUGUUGGCUGUCUUCAUAUGUCUGUUAAACUGGGGCUUCCCAGGAGUUUACGGGUACUUCUUGAGGAGCUCCUCCAGGUGUAUGCUCAUUCCAAGAAGUAUGGCCUUGUGCUACGACAUUGGAUAUUCAGAUAUGCGCAUCCCCAACCUGCUGGAACAUGAGACUAUGGCAGAGGUGAUCCAGCAGUCUUCUAGUUGGCUGCCCUUGCUAGCCAGAGAGUGCCACCCAGAUGCCAGGAUCUUCCUCUGCUCACUCUUUGCACCUAUCUGCUUGGACAGGUUCAUCUACCCCUGCCGCAGCCUCUGUGAAGCUGUUAGGAACAGCUGUGCUCCAAUCAUGGCUUGCUAUGGCUACCCAUGGCCUGAAAUCCUGAACUGCAACAAGUUCCCUGCAGAUCACAACUUAUGCAUUUCAACAAUCACUGAUGAAACCACUUCGAGCAGGAGAACAGUGCCCCAAGCCAGCUGUAGGGACUGUGAGCUCGAGGAAGCCAGCACCACCAAGGAGAUACUGGAAAACUUCUGUGCCAACGAUUUCACUGUGAAAAUGAGAAUCUCCAGGAAGAACAUGACCUCCACCAUCUCUGCUUUUGACAUGGAUUCCAAGCUGGAGGUUUUGAAGCAUGGCCCCCUCCUCCGGGCAGAAAUCCACCCAAGACUGCAGCACUGGCUAGACCUAGAUGCCACCUGUGUUCGCAACAUCAUGAGAGGUACACACACAGGAGUCUAUGUCAUCAGUGGAGAGGUGCAGAAUGACAAGGUGGUCGUAAACAAGGCCUAUGCAUGGCACAAGAAGAACAGGAACCUGCAGCAGGCUGUGCGGCGAUGGAAACACCACCGGUGCCGAGCAUAG